Molecule: messenger RNA, 3223 nt
Organism: Gambusia affinis (western mosquitofish)
Lineage: Eukaryota; Metazoa; Chordata; Actinopteri; Cyprinodontiformes; Poeciliidae
Product: cyclin-dependent kinase-like 5
Exons: 11
Coding region: 151-3204 (1017 amino acids)
Biological process (GO): intracellular signal transduction; protein phosphorylation
Cellular component (GO): cytoplasm; nucleus
Molecular function (GO): ATP binding; MAP kinase activity
Source: RefSeq, a predicted model, not a curated record
CUCGCAGCUGCGUGUCCGUGUUCUCAGGUGACUCUGACACGUUCCCACACACACCGAAGACACCGAUACUCAGGUGUUUACGUUGAUGGAACAGAUUAAAGCGACAAACUGAGAUCAACCGCUGAGGUCGGCGACGUGAAAAAAACUUUGAUGGAGCGUUACGAGUCUCUGGGUCCGGUCGGGGAGGGCAGUUACGGCACCGUGCUCAAGUGCCGUCAUCGACACUCCGGUCGCUUGGUCGCCAUAAAGAAAUUCUUGGACUUGGAAGAUGAUGAGACGGUGAAGAAGAUCGCCCUCAGGGAAAUCAAGCUGCUCAGGCAACUGCGUCACGACAAUCUGGUGAACCUCCUGGAGGUGUGGAAGCGCCGCCGUCGCUGGUACCUGGUGUUUGAGUUCGUGGACCGGACGCUUCUGGAUGAACUGCAGCAGUGCUCAAGCGGGUUGGACCUUAACACCUGUCGGCAGUACUUAUUCCAGGUCCUUAGAGCUGUCAACUUUUGUCACCAGCAAGAUGUCAUCCAUCGUGACAUCAAACCUGAGAACAUCCUCAUCUCUCAAGAGGGUGUGGUCAAACUGUGUGAUUUUGGCUUUGCCCGAACCAUUGCAUCGCCCUCUGAAGGUGGUGUCUAUACCGACUACGUAGCCACUCGUUGGUACAGAGCUCCCGAACUGCUUGUAGGGGACAUCAAGUAUGGAAAACCGGUGGACGUUUGGGCGCUGGGUUGUGUGUUAAUAGAAAUGCUGACCGCACAAGCUCUGUUUCCCGGAGACUCCGACCUUGACCAGAUAUACCACAUUGUCAGAUGUUUUGGUAACUUGACGGCUCAUCACCAGGAGUUAUUUUACAGAAAUCCAGUCUUUUCUGGAGUUAAACUACUUGAGUGUUCAAAAAUUGUCCCACUGCAACAACGCUUCCCCAAAGUUCCACCAACCGCCCUGGAUCUGGCACAGAAAUGUCUAGGCAUGGACCCAAAAAUACGAGCUACGUGUUCAGACCUGUUAGAGCAUCUUCUGUUUACUCAAGACUCUUUCAACAUCAGAUUUUUAAAUGAGCUGAACACAAAAAUUCAAAAAGACCAGAGAGAAAACUCUACACUUCCCAAAAUACCCAUGACACUGCCAGAAAAAGAUAAGGGGGAGGAUAAAAACUCCAAAACCAAAGACAAGAAACAAUCAGAAGAAACUGAAGAGAAAGUAAACAAGGAUAAGACAGAGAAAACAAAGGGAAAACAACCAUGCAAGCUGUCUAAAUCUAUUCAUACCACCAAUGAAUAUAUUAUGACCAAACAACCGAAAACAUUUGGCAACAAGGACGUCUAUCACACAGAGCAGUUUUCAAUGAAACCAGAAAAAUCCCCUGGUUCAGAGUUAAAGGAGUUUGAUAUGUUAAAGUCAACUAAAAUCUGUGUCUCUGACUCAUCAGAUGUCACCAAGAAAGCUGUAAGCUUAAAGAAAAAAACUUCAGUAGCAACAAAACCUAAAAAUGAACCUGAUGUGUCUAUAGACUCAACCAAAGACUAUCUUCAGAAGGCCAAAGAUAUAGACUACAGCGACCUGGACAAAGAGAAAACCAUGAAGCUCUUCGGGGAAUCAUCUAAAUCUGAGACAAACGAAGAGUUUGUCAGGAACUCAAGCAACCCUAGCUUAAAAGUUUGUAAAUUAUCUAAACUUUCCAUCAGUGAUGGUCGAAGUUUAAAUUUAUCCCCAAAAACCGUUUUGGAAUCGGACACAAGUGUAACACCUACAUAUCCUCUACCAUCCUUCAAUGACUUUACUACCCCAACAAUGGCCGAUGUCACAAAGUCAGGAAAGACAAGUUUGACAUCAAAGUUUCAGAUUGAGGUAUUGGAAACUAAUGCAAAGCACGACUCCUCUGAAUGUCCGAAAGCCAAACAAAAAAGCUUUAGGAAAUCCCAAACUACACAAAACACUCAUAACACCUCAUUCAGUCCUUCAAGGGCUGCUGCAGAUGUUUCCAAACAGUCAUUUACACCUGUUACAGAAACCAGUGCUGCCCACAACCUGUCCACCCUACCUCGAGGAAUCUCACUUCCAAAAACAAAGACUCUUUCAAAAGACAAGGAUCCCACUGAUGACCAGGAUGUUAGGAAGUAUCACAGAUUCUUGAAGCUCAAUCCAAUGACAGAAACUCCAACUAAACCUAUUUGGUUGCCCCAUGAUUCAGAUGGAGAACCUGAUUCAUCAGAGCAUUAUUUUUCUAAUUGGCAAAGCAAUAUGAUUGCAGCAGAAGAUAAAGUUACCUCAACCCUUGUGCCAAAUGAAAACUUACCAGUGGAAAAAGCUCUGACAUUGUCAGUGCAAGAGAACCAAGAGGAUUCAGCCAUUAGGGUGUGCAUUAGUUCAACAGCUAAUGCCUUAAUGAAUAAAACCUUAAUGCUUCCUGAAAGGUCACCUAUUGACAAAAGGAACAAUAGCAGUCAGGAGUUCAAAUUUGAUGCAAAGUCUUUGAACAUUUUUCACUUUAAUCAGAACCCAACAAUGUCUCAAUUGUUUGGUGAUCACACAAGGUUCCUGAUGAACCCCAAGAAUCAAAAAACUGUAUUUACUCCAGAUGGAAGGAAGAAAAGCAACAAGCUAGAAGGAAACAACACAAAUAUGUCCUCUGAUUUGACUUCAGUCAUGUCUAUGGAUCACAAAGCAUUGACGAGAAGUCUCAUCCUUCAUGAAAGGGACUCUACAGACGCUGAUGUAUUUAAUCACAGUGCAGCCCGAUCAUGUACACCUCCUCCUCCUGCACCUGCUACCAAUCUCCUUCACCUCCCUCCAUCUUCCAGAACCCCUACCCCUUCCAUCUUUGUCUCCAGUGCCAACAGGCCUGCUGCCAGCGAUCACCUUCAGGGAGGAAGUUUUCAUACCGGGAUCAACAGUCUGUGGAAUUUAGUUAAACCAAUAUGUUAUGGUCAUGGUCGACAGGACCAACAGUUUGGACCGAACCAGGCCACAAGGUCCUUCAGCUUGCAGGCACGAGAAAAGAGUUUUGUAAGUGAAAGGUCUAAAAACAUCGUCCAUUUGCCAGAUGUAAGAACCUCAGUUUUGCCGGAGCUCAGUGGAAAAGAAGCCAAACAGAGCAAAGGUGCUACCAAGGAACAGAGGACAGAAAAGACUCCAGUCUCACUCAGUCCACCAUCAGAAGGACAACAUGGACAAAACUUCAACACAAAUACACCAAAACAGACGGAGUAAAAGGAGUUUACUCCCAAAC